GGCGCAUUAGCAGUCUUUCUCUGAAUGAAACUGACAUUCGGUGGCCGACAUAUUGGCUCUAAACGUCAUGUAUUGCCCUGGAACGACCUUCCCGUUUGAGCCGAAAUGUCGCCAGUUUCCUUGACGCUGUUGGUGAAGCGCUGGUUGUGAAAACAGCGCCAUUUCUGUCGGCGUCCAUGAUACGCGAUGCUACCGCAGCGGAUUCCGGAGCUCGAGCUCGGAACGGCAGCGGGAGAGAAGUAACCGCUCCCCCUUCGCUGUUCCUCUUUACUUCAAGCAGCGGCAGGUUGUGCUGGUGAAGUAAGACGUAGCCCCCAAAAUGGACCCCUCCAACUGAGGCGCAAACACAACUAGUGUUUUGCUCAACAGCUGACAUUUUUAACCAGCAUAAGCCAUGCCUGACGAAUAAAAUCCUCUUUUUGCACAAAGCAAUAAAAAAAAGUAAAGGAAAAAAAAAACAUCCUACAUGCCUCCCCAUGUAGAGCCCCUUCAGCGCGUUGUGCUGGAGUGACACCCCUCCCUUUCCAGAUAGGCUCUGCCCCAUCUUCUUUCCACACCCUUUCCUACCAACCGCCCUACAGAAACAACCCGUCAUAAUGCCGCUCCACCUGAGAAUGGCCAAAACCUGAGGUCCCAUGCGUCCAGUGAGCACCGAUUCAGACGGUCCUGCUCCUCCUGAAAACCUCUCUUGCCCCCACACUCCAGUGGGUCCCCUGCCUGCCUCAGAGAUGUCUUUGCUCCAGUCACUGGGUCCUGUACAAAGCUGGCUUGGCCAAGAGCUGGAGAAGUGCGGGAUUGAUGCCAUGAUUUACACCCGCUAUGUCCUCAGCCUUCUCCUGCAUGACAGCUACGACUACGACCUACGGGACCAGGAAAAUGACAUCUUCUUAGGCUGGGAGAAGGGAACUGGGAAGAAAUGGGGCAAGAGUAAGAAGAAAGGAGGGACAGACCUGAGUCUUGAGGAAAUGAAGAAGCAAGCUGCUGUGCAGUGCCUCCGUUCUGCGUCUGAUGAAAACUCUGGAAUUGAGAGCUUGGUUGAGGAGCUUUGCUCCAAACUCAAGGACAUCCAAAACAAACAGAAAGAGGAAAAACAGAUUCGGAAGAAAUCUGAUGGCACUCAGUCUCCAGAGCGAACUGAGUCCCCCUCUUCAAAGGACCAGGUGGAAAUGUAUUAUGAAGCCUUUCCUCCUUUGUCAGAGAAACCUGUUUGUCUCCAAGAGAUUAUGACAGUGUGGAACACGGCUAAGGCCUGUACAUAUUCCAGCUCAUCAUCCUCUUCAGCCCCACAGACCAGCACAGACACCUCCUCCCCAAAAGAUUGCAAUAGUGAGGGCGAGACUACAAAGGAGAGGAACCUCGAGGCAUGUGGUCCCACUACAACUGCAACCAACGAGAGAGGCCAGCAACGACGCAGUAAGAAGGAGAAGGAAAACCGAUACCAUGGUGGUGCAACAGCAGAGGACAGUUCUGCUGUCCAUCCUAAGAGACAGACAAGGCACAGAUCUGAGGGCAAGUAUCGGCCCCGAUCCUGGUCUUCUGGCUCUAGUGAAGCAGGCUCAAGCUCAAGCGGGAACCAAGGUGACUCAAAAUCGUCUAGCAGCAAGGCUGUCAGAAUUAGGCAUAAGUCCAGGGAGGCUGGAAAGAGCAAAAGAGGACGCAACAGUGGUCAAGUGAAGCUGGCUCUUAAGGUCAUCGACAAAGAUGAGCGAAGGAAUACAGGAGCAAGCAGCAGCAGUACCGCUGUAGGGCCUGCCAAACAAACACAGCUUUACAAAAAGGGGAAGAGACCGCUGAAGGAGAUUUGUAAAGAUCCUGGCUGGGUGGAAGCGAAAGAAUUAGGAGUUGAGGUGAGGGAUAAAAAAGAGUACAUGGAAGAGCCACUUUGGUACACAGAGCCCAUCACAGAGUAUUUUGUACCUUUCAGCAGCAGACAAAGUAAGCUGGAGACAAAAUAUCGAAGCAAGGUGGACUCUCCUGAUGGCUUUGCCUUGUCUGCUGACAUGGAGAGGCUGCCUGAGAGAAUACAGGGAAUCUGCAUUGCCAGUGAGAGCUACCAGAGGGCAUACUUAGCAGCAGGCUCAUUUGUGGAUGGGCACUUUGUGGAAGGGCCUGGCGAAGCAGAAGAUGAAGCUGCUGAACUCACUGGGACCUCAAGCUGCCCUCAGCCAGAGGAUAGUAGAGAUUUAGAUGACAAGCAUCUGUCUGAAUUCACUCACUUCUAUGAAGUUGAUAUUUACCAAUCCAUAUUGGAUACUAGUGCCUCAGACUCGAUACAAGAGAGUCGGAUCUUGAGCAUGAUUCGACAGAAAAGCAAAGAGCAAAGAGACCUUGAGGCAGAAUGUUGUUUAGUGUUAGAUGGCCUUGAGCUGCAAGGGGAAAGUGCAAUAAGGGCAGACUCGCAGGAAGCUUCGGGAUCUGUUGGAUCCUUAAUGCAGGAUCUUGAAAAUAUGGCUCAAGUUUGGGGAUGUUAUUCAUCCUCUAGUUCAGAAGAUAUAGAUGGAGAAAGCUUUGUAGGAGACUCUCCCAUUCGGCUCUCCCCACCACUUGACAGCGUAUCUUUCACGCUGAGCAAGCUAUCUGGAAAUGUAGAGGAGCCACAUCUUCCUGAAGCCACCAGUGAACCACCUGGUUUGAACUCAUCCUGCUUCUCUCUGUUUGAGCUGCAGUAUGAUAGCCCCACUUUUCCUUUUCCCCGCGACUCACUCACCGUUGGUCAUGAAAACAACACCGAUUCAAGUAGCUGUCUUGAUCCACAUUCUAAUAAACAGUCUCGUUUGCUAAUAUGGACCAAAAAUAGUGCCUUUGAUGAAACUGAACACUGUUCAAAUCUUUCAACACGAACUUGCAGUCCGUGGUCACAUUCUGAGGAGACGCGUUCAGACAAUGAGCAAGGAAAUAUUCAGACUGAGGAUCCGGCUCAAAUUGGCAAUGAAGAGAUUGAUUGUAUAAUCCCUCCUCUCUCUGGUACCUAUCUAGAAGAUGAAAUCCUGGAUUUUUUGCAGGAAGACACUGGUUGUCAGUGUGAAGAGACCAGUGUUACCACAGCAUCCAAUCAGACCUUCACCAAGAAAUCUAAAUUGGAGUCCAUUUGUGGCAUAGCAUUGGAAGAGGAUGAGAGCAAACAGUACAGUACUGGCAUGUUUUCGGACAACACAAACCAACAGAGUGAUGAUUACAGCUCAGGGAUAAUAAAGGAUAUUUGGACUGCAAUUGAAGAUAGAGAUUCUGUAAUUUCAAGGCAAGGAACAGAAAAGCCAAGUGAGGGGCUAUUCUCAGAUGAGUCAAGCAGUUAUCACUGCAGCUGUCUUGAGGUGCAGGCAAAAGGAGGUCCAAUUCAAGGACCUCAGAAAAAAGCAGUGCAGCGGUCAGAGUAUCACCUCUGGGAAGGCAAGAAAGAAGAGCAGGGCUUAGCCAAAAACAAGCUUUCCAAGAUAGAUGGUGCUGGGGACUACAUGACUCCGUCCAAGCCCUGGGACAUGAGCCCCGAUAAGGAGAGUACAUCAUUCAUCUUAGGAGGAGUGUAUGGAGAGUUAAAGAUGCUAAGUGGUGAUAAGAACUGGGCUGUUGUGCCGCCCAGUCAAACACAAGGUAGCCUGCUGCAGUGUGCCGCUGCUGCUGCAUCUGCCUCUAGCUCAGACAUGCUUACCAUCACUGGCACAGAUGUGUUCAUGAACACCGGCAGCUGCUUUGCCCCUGGUCACAGGCCCCUGUGGAGGCCGCUUGUUUCUUUUGGGCAGAAUGACCAGGCCAUUAGAGGAGGCGGAGAAGGAUUGAAUAAGGGAUUUUCUUUCAUCUUCCAUGAAGAUUUACUUGGAUCUUACGGAGGCUUGCACAGUGAGGAGCAAGGUUUAGGAUACCCGUUUGCGUCCUUCAACCUGAACAAUCCCUUCUCUCAAGUGCUCCAUGUUGAGUGUUCCUUUGAGCCUGAGGACAUGGCUUCAUUUAGCCCAGGGUUCAAGCCCAAAUCCAUACUGUGCUCAGACUCUGAGAAUGAAGCCUUCCAUCCACGAAUAUAUGGCAUCAACCGGACGCAGUACAGGGCCAUCCGCAUUUCCCCUAGGACUCACUUUCGACCAAUAUCGGCAUCAGAGUUGUCUCCUGGUGGCGGAAGUGAUUCAGAGGCUGAGUCUGAGAAAGAGGAGAUGAGUUUUCCCGUCCUUGCGCCGGUGGACGUCUUUGAUGAUCCUCAGGCAGACCUCAAACCUCUUGAGGAGGAUGCAGAAUGUGAGGGCCCUUAUUAUGGGAAGUCAGAACUGGAAUCUGGCAAAUUUUUACCCAGAUUAAAGAAAUCUGGCAUGGAGAAAAGUGCCCAGACCUCUCUGGAUUCUCAGGAGGGCUCCAGUACCCUCCUACCAAUUGCUGAGCAAGAGAUUUGCUUAGACUGCGAAACGGCGGCAGCCGCAACGACUGCAGGAGGACAGAUGGACAUCUCAGUCAGCAAGAUUCAAAAGGAGGAAUCUUCAGGAGAAAAGGAGACCUCCUUAUGUGCGCCAGCAGGUCACAUCCCCAAGUAUGGGAUUGCUUAUGACUUUGUUGGAGAGAUGGCAGAGUUCCCUCUGUUGAACAUAAGUGGACAGGGAGGAACCAGCAACCAGCAAGAUGAAUGCUGGUGGCAGAACACGCUCUGUUCCCCCCUUUUUCCUGGAUCUCAGUGUACAGGAAGCAGCAACAUUUGAAUACUCCACUUUUGCAGAGGACGCCUGUUAUCGAGAGGAAAGUGCCUCUCCCUGGACCUCUACCAGCAAAGAAUCAGGGGCAUCUCAGAGCUGGAGAACCUACCGUAGGCCACUGUUCUGAGGAGACAACCCCUCCACAACCCACCCCUAACCCCGCUGAUUUUCAUUUACUAACUUAACCUUGUGUAACAAUCAGAUCAACAGAAAGUGAGCAAAAAAGGAAAGCUCAAAAAAUGCGUUCUUCAUGUCUUUGAGUGAUCCCAUGUGCAGACACACAUUUUAGGAUUUGUUUCAGUUGAUUCUUCUGUACAUUGGUCUUCAUUCAAGACUCACACUUAGGUAUUAGGAACAAUCUUUUGUUCUAUCCUUGUCAGUUUUCUUCCCACCUUUUUGCUUUUGACCUUGGAUACUGGUAGUUGAUGAUGUCUGAAUGGUUGUGCAUGUUUGUCCAGCAAGUCUCACUCCUUCUCCUAGUUAAACCUGCAGCAACUUCUGUGACCUGUGAUGCAGCAGUUGAUAAUGUUUGAAACAACUGCUGUUGCAUCCUCUAUUUUCCAUGUUCUGUUACGAAAGACUAUAUAAGGAUAUUGAGGUUUUUGAGUUGCGUAAAAUUUGAGAGUUAAUUUAAAUAGCUUGAAUGCCUUUCUGAAUGUGGAGUAGAGAAUGUGUGCAGCUUUUUUCUAAAAUCCGUAAAUUCCCCAUGUGUGAAAAGUUAUUAUAAAUGAGUCUGAUUUUGAAUGGUGAUAGUCAAAAGCUAGCAGUAGACAUAGUAUGGUUUGUGAGGCAAAAAAAGUAAAAUAAAGGACUUAAUAAGGACUUUUGUUGGCAAAAAAUACUAAUAAAAAGUCUACUUAAAAUGCAUUGCUGUUAAAGAAAGAAAAGAAGAAAAAAAGUUUGCGUUUUGAGGGUAAAGGCCCAUCACAGAAACACAUAACUACAGCCAUUUCUGCAGACACCUAUGUGUUACAAUUGAAUGAAACUUUUUUUGUAAUUUCUAUGGUACAAACAAUUGGUGCUAUGAAUAUGUUAAAAAAAAUCUUUUGAAGUUGCAGUUCCAUAAUAUGGCUGUGAUGAGUAGAUGCUAUAGCAUAGUUUUGUUUGUAGUUGAGGCAGAGUCAGAAUCCAUUAUUUUUUUGUGAAAUUGUGAAAAGAAGAAAAAAAAAAGUUUGGCUGAUCGCGGUUCUUGCUUAAUGCAGCUUGGUUUUUAUUUUAUGGUAAUGCUUAACUUAGUCGUCAGGCCUGUUAACAGAUGAACCACAAAUACAAGUAUUUUCACAUUUCUACACAUUCUUUAGUGUUAAAGAAUCCCCAAGUAUAAGGAUAAUAGCACUGAUUUGAAAGGUGAUUAUUUACUGGUCAGUGAAGAGGCAACUAAACAUAGAUGUAUGUCAAAUAGAAAUUGGGGAAAAAAGGUCAAACCAAAAAAGAUGGUAUAAUUACACUACGGUACAAAUGCUUUUCUUUUCCUUUUGAGGUGUGUUUUUAUUUUUUGGUUUACAAUAUAACUUGUUGAAAAUAUACAGUGAUGUCUCACAGUGUGUGUGUGUCUGUAGGUGUGUGUGUGUGCUUGUAUGUGUGUGUCUGCACUUGUAAAAAAAAAAAAAAAAAGGUUUAAAAUGAGUGUGCUAGAACUUUAUCUCAGAGAAAUGUCAAUGUAUGCAAAACAUACAUUUACAACAUGCACAUUUGCCCCCUCCCCCCCCGCCCCCCCAAAUUUGACCUGACCAAAUUAGUGUUACAAAACCUUGAGAUAUGGUUGGACUGGUAAUUUUUGUGGCCUGUGCAUUGACUAUUAAAUUGAUACAUUUGCAGAUAAAUGCAUUGUGCAUUUUUUCUUGCAAGUCUUUCCUGCUCUUUGUUACCGCUUCUGCUUUCCCCAUUUAACUUCAGUAUAUUUGAACAGGCUAUGAGGGCACCACCAGUGUUUUUUUUCUCUGCAAUAUCAUGAAAAUGAAGCACAGAAAAGAGAACAAAAUCACCAUCCCACCAUUUGUAGUGCAUUCAUGGAUGGUAAAAAUGUCUGUCAGCAUUGUGAGUAGACUUGCUGUAAUGCACUGUCGCAGGUCAAGGUGUCUUCAUUGUGAACAUGGCUUUUGAGAUGGUUCCCCUAAUUGCAAAUGCAAAGAUUGUCCCACAUGUUUGAUCUGUCCAAUACCAGAUUAAUUGAAAGGGCCUCAAUUGAAUGCCUCCAAACCAGUUAAAUGUGCUUGUUUUGGUUAGCUGUUUAAAACUGAAACAUGAAUGAAAAGCAACUCCGACUUCAGGGUUUCUCCAUCUUUCUUUGACAGUUGUCAGACACUCAGGAAUCCUUUUAAUACAAUCAUAUUGCAUAAGCUACACUCCAAUCUGUGACAGUGCAUUCAAGCAUUAAUGCAAAAUCUUUAAUUAUAGAGCGGAAAUUAUUGGCAGGAGUUAUUUUGGAGCAAACCACAGAGUUGACUGUAAAGUAAUUAAUUUAGAGCUAGUUUUAGAGCAAACCAAGCCAUUGUAGAUUGCAUAAGCAAUGUGGAGGGGAAUUCAGGAGCCCUCAAUCCUAUGCAAUACCUUGGCGCAUGUAAAUGUAACAUUCAAGAGUAUAUGGAGCAAAUUCAUUCAUUUAAUUUUGCAUGUAAAUUACUUUUGAGUGAGGGACAGCUGACAGAAAAAAAUAAAGCUUAGAAUGUCUCUAAAAAGCAGCAUGCAAAACAUCACACUCCAUCUCUUUAUGUUAGAUAAAACUUAAAUUUUGAUUUAAAAAAUGCAACUGAGGCGAAAUCAGUGAUUGAAAGAAUAUUGUGAUUUGUGUGUGUGCGUGUGUGUGCGUGUCAGUGUGUGUAAGAAGCUGAGUCACAAAAAGCACUUACAUGGGAGUUGAGAGAAAUGCAUCACACCUUUCUACAUUUUAUUCUUCCAUUGUUAGGCUGUGUUUGAAAAAAAAAAAAAAACAUGUUUGACGAGAAAAUGCAUUCAGUGAGGGUAUGCAUUUGGAACAACACUGACAGGGUCUAACAUUGAGUUUUGAUUGCACUGUGGUCUGAAGAACAUAUCCAGCACUGAAAACUUUAGUUUUCCUCGUCGCUUCAUUCCCUAGAUGAUGCCCCUUCAACCUCCCAUCCCUCCCCUCCCACCCCAUGCUCCUAAACUCCAUCUGUUCCAAGUGGUUGUGUUGUUCUAAUUUCUUGUACAUCCUGAGUAAAUUAUUUUGUUUCAUUGUGGAGUUUCUUAACAUCUAAUAAAGGAAUAAUACAAUGAUAA
Messenger RNA from Myripristis murdjan (pinecone soldierfish), 7910 nucleotides. Its product is annotated as KIAA0232 ortholog. The transcript has 8 exons. The coding region runs from base 636 to 4676 and encodes 1346 amino acids. Lineage: Eukaryota; Metazoa; Chordata; Actinopteri; Holocentriformes; Holocentridae. The record is from RefSeq and is a predicted model, not a curated record.